AUGAGUGUUGCUCAACAACAACAACCGGUUGUUCAUACUACCACUCAACAACAACAACACAUCAAUCAUCAUCAUCAUCAACAACAAGAACAACAUCAUUCAUCAACUACUACUAAUAAUCAACAACAAUUACAACAAGAACAACGUCAAAAAUUAUUAAAUAAAAGAAAAUUAGUAAUUCAAGAAAUCUUUCAAACAGAGAAGGAAUAUGUUAAUGCACUUGAAACAUUAGAUAAUAUAUUUAUAACACCAAUUAAACAACAACAAUUAUUAAAAGAAGAAGAUACCAAUGAAUUAUUUAAAGAUAUACAAAUUAUUCUAGCUGUUAAUAAGGAAGUUUUAUCUUUUAUUGAUAUUUUUAUUAAAUAUAUGGAAGAUCAUAAUUAUAAUGAUGAUGAUCUAAAUAAUACUUUAAAUACUUUAAAUAGUAGUAAUAAUAAUGGUAAUAAUAGUGUUGGUGGUGUUGGUAGUAGCAGUGUUAGUGUUGGCGGUAAUACAUUAGAAGUUAAUAAUAAUAGUAAUAAUAAUAAUAAUACAAUAUCUCCUUCUACACCAACAAGUGGUAAUGAUUUUACAUCAUCAUUCUCUAAUAAUAGUCAACCAACUACUCCAACCACAAAUAAUACAUCCAAUACUAAUACAAAUACAACAAAUACAUCCAAUACAACAAAUACAAAUUCAAAUAAUAACAAAGAAAUUGAACAAAAGAAAAGAAAUGCAUUAAUAUUAGGUAAAAAGAUAACACCAACAUUAGGUGAUAUAUUUCAUUUAAUGUCAGAUUAUUUAAAAAGUUAUAGUAGUUAUUGUAACAAGUAUGAAUUAAUAUUUAAAAUGAUUGAAGAAAAGAAACAAAAAAAGAGUAAAUUUAGAAAGUUUUUAGAACGUACAGAAUUUACACCUGAUGCAUUCAAUGAUUCAAUUAUAUCAUUCAUGAUUAAACCAGUUCAACGUAUACCACGUUAUGAAAUGUUAUUGAGAGAAUCUAUUAAAACAACUCCACAAGAUCAUCACGACUAUUCACGUCUCAUUUCAGCUGCACAAAAGAUUAAUAAUGUUGCAUCGAGAGUCAAUGAAAAGAUUAGAGAACAAUUAUGUAGAGAGAGAGCAAUACAAUUAUCACAACAAUUUAAUUCAGAUCAAUUACCAUUCGAAUUGGUAAAGAGUAGUAGAAAAUUUAUAGCACACACUGUUAUGGGUUACAUUUCAGAUCGUUCAGGUAUUCAAAUGAGAUGUUUUAUUUUAUAUAAUGAUUUAAUUUUAUUAUGUAAUUAUACUGGUAGUAGUAAUUCUAAUAGUAAUAAUAAUUCAAAUAAUAAUUCUAAUAGUACAAGUAAUAGUACAGAUCAAAUGAUGACUCAAUUCUUUAAUAAUUCUAAUAAUUCUAAUAAUACAAGUAAUAGUAAUACAAAUAAUAAUAAUACAAAUAAUUUAACGAAUAUAACAAAUAUUAAUGAAACUUAUUCAAAUGAACAAAAAAAGAAGGAAGUUGAAAUAUUUGAUAAUCCUAAAGUUAAAUUUCAUUUGAGAUGUGCCAUUUCAUUAUUAUCAACACCAUUAAUAUGGGCAGAAUCAUUACCAGAUGGAUAUUGUAUUGAAAAUGCAUUUAAAUUAGUAACACGUGAUAAAACAUUUAUACUAUUUACAGAAAACAAAAUUCAACGUGAUUAUUGGGUACAAUUAAUUAAUGAUCAAAUGGAUAAAUUAAAAAAACAAUUACCACAUUUAAAUGAAGAAUCAAAUGCUAAUGAAAUAAUGUUAGUCAAUAGUAGAUAUUUCUAUUAUGCAAGUGGAAGUGAAAAAGAUAAGAGAAUUGAAAUGUUAAAUUCACAAAUGUCAGAUUCAAGUGAAAGAUUAAAAAUUGAAACUUCACUUCAACAAGAUCAUUUAAAUUUAAUUAUUGAACAAAUACAGAAGGAUGUUGAUUUUAUAGAUCAACAAUGUUAUGAUCAUGAAUAUGUUCAAUCAAUGAAUUAUUUAAAAUUACAACCAUCACAUCCACUAUCAAAUUCACAUUCACAACAUAGAUUAUCUGUUAAUUCUCUAAAUAAUACCUGUGUGUUAUCACCUUCCAUUGAUGAUAUUAAUAAUAAUUCAAAUGGAUCUGGUAAUAAUUUACUUUCUAAUUUAAAUUCAUCAUCUGCUUCAAAUUUAAUAACAACAUCUGCUGCUGCUGCUGCCAAUAAUAGUAGUAAUAGUAAUAGUAGUUCAUCUAUAUCACAAUCUAAAAGAAAUAGUACAAGUAUUAAGAGUUUAUUUAGUGGUGGUAGUGUUAAUAGUAAUGCAACAACACCAACAUCAUCAGUUGCAACAUCACCUGUUUCAGUAUCACAUGGUAAUUCACUUUCACUUUCAAAUUUAUAUGAUCACCACGGUGCUCAUUCACCUUCAUCUUCGUAUGGUUCAAGUCCACCUGUAUAUUUAUCACCAAGUAAUAAUGCACUAUCACCUUCACAUCAUCAGACAGGUCAUUUGAGUGCAUCGAUAGCAUUGAGAUCAUCAUCAUCAACAUCAACAACAACAAAUAGAGAUAGAUCUAAUAGUUUAUAUAAUACUAGAAUUGUAAUACCACAACAACGUAAUUCACAAUCACCUACCAUUUUAAAAGAAUUAUUUCAAAAACUUAAUACUGAUUUUCAAGAUCAAGAAUUAUCAACAAGUACUUCUAAUUCAACAAGUAAUAACAUGACAACAAGUACAUCUUCUAUUAGUAGUAAUAAUAGUAAUACUAAUAAUAGUAAUAAUACAAAUAAAAGAUUCAUUUACAAAAAAGUUAACAGUUAA
Molecule: messenger RNA, 2781 nt
Organism: Naegleria gruberi
Lineage: Eukaryota; Heterolobosea; Eutetramitea; Acrasida; Naegleriidae
Product: rhoGEF domain-containing protein
Exons: 1
Coding region: 1-2781 (926 amino acids)
Molecular function (GO): guanyl-nucleotide exchange factor activity
Source: RefSeq, a predicted model, not a curated record